Molecule: messenger RNA, 1707 nt
Organism: Haliotis rubra (blacklip abalone)
Lineage: Eukaryota; Metazoa; Mollusca; Gastropoda; Lepetellida; Haliotidae
Exons: 4
Coding region: 31-1707 (558 amino acids)
Source: RefSeq, a predicted model, not a curated record
UCUGAACUGUGUACCUAGCAGACAAGAGCUAUGGAGCUGGUUGCCACUUCGUCGGGUUGUUCAACUGUCAAGAAAAUGCGGGCAGAUUCAGCUACCAACCUUCAAGUGGAGGCCCCCGUUGUAUUGUCUGACGGUCAAAACGUUUACAACAUCCAGGAUUCCACCGUCACCUUCCAGGAAACAAAAUGUGAAACACCAAACUACCCUCUACAGAACAUCAUAGAUGCAACAGAAAUGCUGAUGAAACGUGAGGAUCCUGACAAACAUGUAUCAACCUAUGCAGAAAGGACAGCUUUGAAGCAUCUGAAAAACACUGGAUGUGUAUUCAUCAAAGGAAGAAGUGGUACAGGGAAAUCUAGGGUUGCUCUCAGUCUUUUAUCGCAGAUUGAAAAAGACACAGGAAGAAUACCUUUGUUAUUGUCCUUUCCCCAACAGUGGAAAGACGUUCCGGUGGGGAAGUCUAAAGGACAAUAUGUGGUGCUCAUUGACGAUAUAUUUGGAUCCUCCAACCUGUUUCAAUCCCAGGUAGAUGAUUGGAGUAAGGUGCUGAAAAUCAUGAACGCUGUAGUAGAGCUUGGCAACAUCUUCCUGGUGUUGACCUCGAGGCCAGAGAUCAGUGCACAGUGUGAGAAGAGGAUGAAGACACACGAACUGUUUAAAAGGAUCAAAUGCGUCACUCUGGAUGACGGCGAGUUCUCACUCAGGGUUUCAGAGAAACAGAAAAUCAUGGAGAAAUAUUUCGGGAGGAAGGUAAGGCUAUCAGAGGAAGACAUGAAACAAAUUGCAGACAUGAAGACAUCUCUUGGUUUUCCCCAGUGUUGUACAUUUUUUGCAUCAAGCAAACUUCCAGCAUCAAGAGCUGUCAGCUUCUUCCGCAGCCCCCAAGUUUGUGUCAAAGAAAUCCUUGACUGUUUGAAGGAAAGUGAGCCACUGAGCUACUUUGUGUUAUUACUGGUGAUGAUUCAAAAAGGGUUCCUUGACCACAAACUCUUGAAAUCAAGAAGAGAUAGAAACUUCAGUGACGUUGUAGCAGAUUUGUCCACAUUCUGUGAUAUUCCAGGUCCUCCAGGGUAUGGCCAGAUUGCAAGUAAAGCUGCUACUCUCUCUGGUGUAUAUCUCCUGAGCACACAAAAUGGUUUUGAAUUCCAGCAUCAGUCAAUAUACGAUGCAGUUUUCCUUGAUCUGGCUGGUGAGGACCCAGAAAUGUGCAUCAAAAUUUGUCCCGCACAGAUGCUCGUUGAGCUGGUGAGGACACAAAGUAAGGAGACUGAAGAAGAGGGUGUUGUGAUUCGCUUGACAGAAGAAUACUUUAAGAAUCUUGCUGAUAGAAUUACAAACAUCCUUCUGUCAGAAGACGGAAGUGAGAUCCUGAAUCACCCCUCGUUACUUGACGAAGACUUUCGACCAUACCUGGAAACAAAAUUGGAGCAAAGCGUAUGCGAAGACAUUGGUAAAAGAGAAGUGAGUGCUUCAAGCAUCACAUACUACCCCGACAUUAGUAAUGUGCUCGAUCCUCAUAUUGUGUUCACUUAUACAUCUCUCCUUUCACACGUUGGGAUGAAGCAAGGCGCGCUGGCCAAAUACAUUCUAUUGCAAAGUUCAAACAUUCCAAAUGCUGUUUUGAAAGAAUUUAUGAUUUGUGCUAUCUACCAAAGUCACAAUGACGUCAUUAACUUGCUGCUGGACAGAGGGGGUUAUUCCGGAUGA